Messenger RNA from Nyctereutes procyonoides (raccoon dog), 2344 nucleotides. It is a transcript of the gene TMEM38A, whose product is annotated as transmembrane protein 38A. The coding region runs from base 61 to 960 and encodes 299 amino acids. Gene Ontology annotation, molecular function: identical protein binding; potassium channel activity. Lineage: Eukaryota; Metazoa; Chordata; Mammalia; Carnivora; Canidae. The record is from RefSeq and is a predicted model, not a curated record. Gene Ontology annotation, cellular component: membrane. Gene Ontology annotation, biological process: potassium ion transmembrane transport. The transcript is spliced from 6 exons.
CCGGGCCGCGGGCUGCGGGACGUACUGGGCCGGGGGCUGGGGUGGGACCCGGCGGGCGCCAUGGAGCUGCUCUCGGCGCUGAGCCUAGGCGAGCUGGCGCUCAGCUUCUCGCGGGUGCCGCUCUUCCCCGUCUUCGACCUCAGCUACUUCAUCGUCUCCAUUCUCUACCUCAAGUAUGAGCCAGGAGCAGUCGAGCUUUCCCGACGCCAUCCCAUGGCAUCCUGGCUGUGCGCCAUGCUGCACUGCUUCGGGAGUUACAUCUUGGCUGAUCUUCUCCUUGGGGAGCCCCUGAUCGACUACUUCAGCAACAAUUCCAGCGUCCUGCUGGCCUCAGCUGUCUGGUACUUGAUUUUCUUCUGCCCUCUGGACCUUUUCUACAAGUGUGUCUGCUUCCUGCCUGUGAAACUUAUAUUCGUGGCCAUGAAGGAGGUAGUGAGAGUCCGGAAGAUCGCCGUGGGCAUCCAUCACGCCCAUCACCACUACCACCACGGGUGGUUCGUCAUGAUUGCCACUGGCUGGGUCAAAGGCUCUGGUGUUGCCCUCAUGUCCAACUUUGAGCAGCUGCUCCGAGGGGUCUGGAAGCCAGAGACCAAUGAGAUCCUGCACAUGUCCUUCCCCACAAAGGCCAGCUUGUACGGAGCCAUACUCUUCACCCUCCAGCAGACCCGCUGGCUCCCGGUGUCCAAAGCCAGCCUUAUCUUCAUCUUCACCAUGUUCAUGGUGUCCUGCAAGGUGUUCCUGACGGCCACUCACUCCCACAGCUCCCCGUUUGAUGUCCUGGAAGGCUAUAUCUGCCCUGUGCUGUUUGGGACUUCCUGGGGGGGCGACCAUCACCAUGACAACCAUGGCGGGUCCCAUGGUGGCGGUGGGCCUGGCUCGCCACACUCAGCCCUGCCUGCUAAGUCCAAAGAGGAGCUGAGUGAGGGCUCCAGGAAGAAGAAGACCAAGAAGGCAGAUUAGUGGGUGGCCCAGAGGCCUUGAGGGGUGCCAGGGAGAGAACCCUGACCCAAGCCCCUCAGAGCCGGUGCGGGGGCAUCCUGGACUCAGCUCUCCCCUCUCCGGGCCUCUACUUCCCAGUCUGCAAACUGGGGCCAUUUGACAGUCCACCCUCCAGGGCUGAUGUCGGGGGGGUUAAGUGAGAUAUGGGGGUGAGGGGCAUUUGUAGGAAUGGAGGGGUCCCUCUCUCUCUUUCUGCCAGGCCACUAUAGCAGCACAGCUUUAUUUGAGGGGAGGCCCACAGCAUCCGGGCAGUGGCCCAGCCAGAAACCCUAGCAGUUAUAUUCUUGGUUCUAUUAUUUCCUCUCUAAAAUUACAUCUUGACUCUGAAAGAACUUCAAGUCAGGUUGAGACUCAUGAAUUUGAUGGACAAUUCCUAAGUGUCUGCUGUGAGGCAGCUGCUGUGACUUCUGUCUCUUCUUACCCACUCCUCCUGGACAACAUUGGGCAAGCUGCCCCCUCCGAGCCUUGCAUUCCCCUUCUGUAUAGUGGAGAUGCCCAGCCCUCCUCUGUGUGGAAGUGCUGGUGUGUGCCUGGAUGUGAACCAGCCUUAUGAACUCUUAAGCACCGUGCAGUCGGGCGGGGAGGCCUUGAUGGAUGUUCCUCGUGCUUCAGAACGGCUUUGCAUUUUAGACUAUUUGUGUUUGUGGAUCAGAGAACAUCCCCCCCCCCCCACAACAAGUUACCUGGCACAGAGGAGGCCUUCAGUAGACACAUCUAGGCCAGUCUUGAGAGCUCGGAGGGUGAGGAAGGCUUGUUCUGAUCUUUGGCUUCAGGCCACCCCUAAACCAAAGAAAUGCAGCUGGCUGGGCAGGGGCCCCAAGAUCCAGGUCUGUAAAGGGGUUCUGAGUACUUGUCGGGCCCUAGACACAUUGGGCCUCCCCCAUGCUAGCGGCCUCCAGGGCUCCUUUAAUCACCCAGAGGAGUUGGCUUGCUCUAUGGGGGGCCUUGUGCUGCUGCUGGGCCCUGGGAACAUGCUUCAGGGUGAGUGAGGGGAAUGGUAGCUGAGCGGCACCCCACCACCACCACCCCUCCAUCUCAGCCUGUUAUCAGGACACCCUUGAGGAUGGGUAGAUUAGGUGUGGCCAGUCUCCGGCAGUGUUUUGACCCAGACCGGCCGGCUUAGAGCUGUCGUCCGCACAGGGGUGCUCAGGGCAGCAGCCUACAGCUGCAAAAAACAUCAGCACGGGGGCAGCAGGGUCCCAGGUAUUGCCCAGCUGUUGGGAAAGUGCCUUGAUUGGUGACACCUGGGAGCCGGAUGGGUCCUGAGGCUCCGAAUUCAUCCUCUUGCAUGUUUAUCAAGGCUCAGCAUGAAGGUUCAGCAAAUAAAUCUGUUGUGGAAGAAGCA